CUUCGGGGCCUCACGUUCAGUUUGUCUCCGCCAGUGGCUUCGGUAGGAGAUCAAUUUGAGUACUGCUAUUCAUUUUGCUGUUUGCGGGUCGUGUUCCUAAGGCGCAUCUAAUCAUGGGAGCCAUGUUCAGGAGUGAGCAGAUGGAUCUGGUCCAGCUGCUCAUCCAACCGGAGGCAGCCUACCCAUCGUUGGCAGAGCUCGGAGAGCUGGGAAUCGUGCAGUUUCGAGAUCUCAAUGCGGAUAUCAAUGUUUUUCAACGGAAGUAUACCAGCGAAAUUCGCAGAUGCGAUGAAAUGGAACGGAAGAUCGGUUACAUCCGUCGCGAGCUGACGAAAGAUGAAGUUCCCACUCCGGAUCUGUCGGAGAAUCUGCCGAGAACUCCGAACUCACGUGAAAUCAUCGAUCUUGAAGCCGCACUGGAGAAAACUGAGAACGAGAUCGUCGAACUGUCCGAAAACAGCCAAGCUCUGCUGCAGAACUACAUGGAGCUGAACGAGCUGAAAAAUGUUCUCGAGAAAACUCAAGGUUUUUUCACCGAUAAAUCGGCCGUUCAGAAUCUGGAGGGAACUGGCGGGGAUCCGUACAAUGAGAACAAACCGCUGGGCUUCGUAGCAGGAGUAAUCCCACGUGAGCGCAUCAUCGGUUUCGAGAGAAUGCUUUGGCGCGUAUCACGUGGUAAUGUCUUUCUACGUCAAACACCGAUUGAUAAGCCACUGACGGAUCCGCGCUCGGGCGACGAGGUGUACAAGAUAGUAUUCGUUGCCUUUUUCCAAGGAGAGCAACUGAAGUCACGCGUCAAGAAGGUCUGCUCCGGUUAUCAUGCCUCGCUGUACCCCUGUCCGAAUGAGUAUAACGAACGGGCCACCAUGCUGCAAGGUGUUCGCACCCGCAUCGAGGACCUCAACAUGGUUAUCAACCAGACCAAGGAUCAGCGCCAGCGGGUGCUGCUGAGUGUGGCCAAAGAGGUUCCCAAGUGGGAGAUCAUCGCGAAGAAAGUGAAAGCGAUCUAUCACACUCUGAACAUGUUCAACGUAGAUGUCUCCAAGAAGUGUCUGUUCGGUGAAGCUUGGGUACCGACUGCCAACUUGCAGGAUGUAAAAAAUGCUCUGGUCUCUGGGUCGUCGGCGGUAGGAAGCACGGUGCCAUCGUUUCUGAAUGUUAUUUCGACCCAUGAAGAACCACCGACCUUCAACCGAACCAACAAGUUUACGCAGGGAUUCCAAAAUUUGAUUGAAUCAUACGGAGUUGCGUCGUACCGUGAAUGUAAUCCGGGCUUAUACACGAUCAUAACGUUUCCAUUUUUGUUCGCCAUUAUGUUCGGUGAUUUGGGUCACGGCAUAAUUUUGUUUCUACUUGGCCUAUGGAUGGUUGUCUGGGAGGAAAAACUCAACAAGAAUAAGGACGAAAUAUGGCAGUUGUUUUUCGGUGGCCGGUAUAUUAUUCUACUGAUGGGAUGUUUCUCAAUGUACACCGGAUUCGUUUACAAUGAUAUUUUCUCAAAACCGAUGAAUAUUUUUGGAUCAUCCUGGACCGUGGGUUAUAAUGUUUCCACUGUUAUGACGAACAAAGAACUUCAGAUGAACCCCGGCGAAGAUUACUCGGAAACGGUUUAUUGGUACGGAUUGGAUCCUGCGUGGAUGCUGUCUACGAAUAAAAUUAUCUUUUUGAACUCCUUCAAGAUGAAACUAUCGAUCAUUUUCGGUGUAGUUCAUAUGAUCUUCGGCGUUUGCAUGAGCGUAGUAAAUCACGUACACUUCAGGAACCCAAUCAAUAUCCUGUUGGAGUUCCUUCCUCAGCUGUUGUUCCUUCUGCUGCUCUUCUUGUACAUGUGCUUCAUGAUGUUCUUCAAGUGGAUUCAAUACACCGCCGUUACGGAAGAUGACGCGUUGAAACCGGGUUGCGCUCCGUCCGUGCUUAUUAUGUUCAUCAACAUGAUGCUGUUCAAAGAGCAGAAACCACUGGAUGGUUGUAAGGAGUUUAUGUUUGAGGGACAGAAAGAAUUACAAACGAUAUUUAUCUUCAUUGCACUCAUCUGCAUUCCGUGGCUAUUGCUGGCAAAGCCUUUCUAUAUCAAGUUUACUCGAAAGAGCAAACCCGUCGGCUCGAAUCACGUAGCUUCCGGUGGCCAUGGAGAUCACGACGAAGAACCGAUGAGUGAAAUUUUUAUUCACCAAGCGAUUCACACGAUCGAGUAUAUUCUUAGUACCAUCUCCCACACGGCUUCCUAUUUGCGUCUGUGGGCUCUGUCACUGGCACAUGCUCAACUGUCUGAGGUGCUUUAUACUAUGGUGUUCCACAUUGGGCUCAAAUCGGAAGGUGAGUACGUAGGAGCUGUCAUGGUCUACCUGGUCUUCUGGCCGUGGGCGGUGCUGACCAUUGGAAUUCUUGUUGGAAUGGAGGGAUUAUCCGCUUUUCUGCAUACCUUGCGUCUCCACUGGGUUGAGUUCAUGUCGAAAUUCUAUCAAGGUUUGGGCCAUCCAUUCCAGCCGUUCUCAUUCAAAGCGAUGUUGGAGGCAGAACAAGAAGAGAAAUAAUUUUUCGUUGAAUAUCCCAAUUUCGCAAUUUAAAAUGUGUAGUAGUCAAGUGUAUAAUAAAUACCUGUUUAAAUCUUUCGA
This is a messenger RNA of Malaya genurostris, 2615 nucleotides long. RefSeq names its product V-type proton ATPase 116 kDa subunit a 1-like. Gene Ontology annotation, biological process: vacuolar acidification; proton transmembrane transport. Gene Ontology annotation, molecular function: proton-transporting ATPase activity, rotational mechanism; ATPase binding. Lineage: Eukaryota; Metazoa; Arthropoda; Insecta; Diptera; Culicidae. Gene Ontology annotation, cellular component: plasma membrane; vacuolar proton-transporting V-type ATPase complex; vacuolar proton-transporting V-type ATPase, V0 domain. The transcript is spliced from 7 exons. The record is from RefSeq and is a predicted model, not a curated record. The coding region runs from base 114 to 2534 and encodes 806 amino acids.